AUGUCAGACAUGGGAACGUGCCUUUACAAGAUUCUGGGGCCAAAUAGAAAGAGAAAGACACUAACGAACAGACAAAAGAUUGUGUCUGAAUUUCAGCAACUGCAGCAGUUCCUGGAGGAACAAGAGCGAUUCCUGCUGGCCCAGCUGGCAGAUCUGAACGAGGAGAUUGUGAAGAUAAAGAAUGAAAAUAUCACCAAACUCUCGGAGGAAGUUUCCCGUCUCAGUGAGACGAUCAGUGAGAUUGAGGGAAAGGGUCAGAAGCCAGACGUCAGAAGCACCCUGAUCAGGUGUGAGCAAGGGAAGUUCCAGCACCCAGAGGAGAUUUCUCCUGAACUCCAAUGGAGACUCAGUGAUUUCUCCCAGAAAACUGUUGCUCUAAUAGAGACUCUGAGGAAGUUCAAAGUGAAUAUGACGCUGGAUCCAGACACGGCUCAUCCUGACCUUGUCCUGUCUGAGGAUGGGAAAAGUGUGAGAUAUGGAUUAACCUGGCAGUAUCUGCCCAAGAACCCUGAGAGAUUUGACACUGAGCCCUGCGUGCUGGGCUGUGAGGGAUUCACCUCGGGGAGACAUUGCUGGGAGGUGGAGCUGAUAGGGUACGGAGCCAACUCUCCCACCCACGUGGCCCAGGCCCAGCGUAACAAAGGAGAGGGUUCGGUGACCUUCAAGGAGAUGGUUGUGUAUUUCAAUAAGGGGCAGAGGGCUCUGAUGGACUCCGGUCAGAGAGCCCUUUACAGGGACAUCAUGCAGGAGAAUUAUGAGACUGUGACCUUGCUGGGAUUCCCCAUUACCAAACCUGACCUGAUCACCAGGUUGGAACGAGGGGAAGAACCGUGGGACCUCCAGGCCUCCAAGGAAAGGGAGAUCCUGAGAGGCACCCACACAAGUGAGGAGUCCGUGAAACUGACAGAGAAACCAUCUGCGUGGAGAGCUCACCUAGCAACUUCCCAGCUGAGCAUGCCGGCUCCACGCGGCAGACGGGCUCCUGCCUGGAGUACGCCGGAGGUGGUGGAUCUCCUGGGCCUGUGGGGACAGGGGGACGUGCAGGCACAGCUCCGAAACAGCCGUCGGAACUUUGACGUCUACAGCCAGAUUGCUCGGGGCAUGGAGGAGAAGGGCUACGACAGGGACCCGCAGCAGUGCCGUGUAAAAAUCAAGGAGCUGCGGCAGGCGUACCAGAAGGCAAAGGAGGCAAAUAGUCGCUCCGGUGCGGAGCCGCAGACGUGCCGCUUCUACAAGGAGCUGCACGCCAUCCUCGACGGCGACUCCACCUCCACCGCCAAGCAUCCUGUGGAUACUUUGGGGGACCUGGAGUCACAGGCCACCGGAGUGAACCCUGAGAUCGAGGUGAUGAUCAAGGAAGAGGAUGAUGAGGAAGAGGAGGAGUAUGGGGCACAGGCGACAGGGGGAUCUGGUGGUGUGGCGAGCCAGGACUUCUUUUUGACUCCUGAGCAGUCUAGCCAGUCCCAGCAGUCCAGCCCCGGUGAACCUGAUGCAGGGGAGGGAACCUCUGCAGCUGCAAAUGCGGCCUUGAGGGCCUCUCCGUCCACCCCAGAGGAGCGGCUGGGCCAGGUGAGGAGGAGAAAGAAGAGGACAAGGGAAGACAUGUUUCAGGAGGUCCUGCGAGCCUCCCGCGCUUCGGAGCGUGAGCAGAGGGCUUGGAGGAUAAUGAUCAAUGACAAAAUGCACAGGGAUAGCGAGGACAGGAGAAACGGGCAGCAAGAGAUGAUCACAUUGCUCCGGGAGCAGACAGACAUGCUGCGGUCUCUGAUUGAACUUCAGGCCGAACACAUCCGUGCUCGCCUCCCCCUGCAGCCCAUAGAGAACUGCAUUCCGGGAUCUCCCUAUACUGGCCUCCAUGUAUCUUCUGGGCCCGCAGCAGUACCCCAGGCACUCCACCCCACGGAAGAUUACACACAAUGACAGCUGCACGUACACCCGGCUGUGAGAGCCUUUUGGGUGUAUGUGCUUGUGAAUUCCCUCUUCCUUCCCCUUCAAAGAUACUUUCCCCUGUAUGUAUGAAGUUUUUACUUUAGCAUUACCUAGGUAUGUUUGCAUAGGUGUGGAAUAAAAAUGUAAAUUCAG
Molecule: messenger RNA, 2082 nt
Organism: Emys orbicularis (European pond turtle)
Lineage: Eukaryota; Metazoa; Chordata; Testudines; Emydidae
Exons: 10
Coding region: 1-1920 (639 amino acids)
Biological process (GO): protein ubiquitination; regulation of DNA-templated transcription
Cellular component (GO): cytoplasm
Molecular function (GO): ubiquitin protein ligase activity
Source: RefSeq, a predicted model, not a curated record